Racocetra persica is the source of this 417-nucleotide messenger RNA. The record is from the annotation of a GenBank genome assembly. Lineage: Eukaryota; Fungi; Glomeromycota; Glomeromycetes; Diversisporales; Gigasporaceae.
AUGCGAAGAUUUUCGGAUUUUUGGCUAUUAUACGUAUUUUUUAUAGUUUUAAGACAGUUCCUUGGUUGUACUGCCUUUGAUUGUUCUGAAGUAACUGUUGGAAAGAAAACGUUUAAUUUCGAUCCACUAAAAAAGUUAAGAUUUGUUCGUGACUUAGAGUGGAUUAAGAGCAUAGUCGGAAAACCGUCUCCGGCAAUAGAGAAUACAACGUACUAUAUAAAUAUCUGUGAGCCAUUACAUUAUGACCAAAAUCUAGGGAAAGAUACAUGUGACGAUGGUACUAAUAUUUGUGUGGUCACGAACUACACGAAGGGUGAUAAAUGGAUGAUUGCUGAUGUCAAACAGAUUGUUACGAAUUCCACAGAUUUUCAAGCAACAUAUUAUGAAAGCAAAGAAGGUGAAAGAAUAUUUUCAUAA